UUAGGUGUGUGUGUGUUUUGGGCACGCGUGUGUGUGUAUGUGCACCACGGGUUGGAGAUCAUCGGAACUCGGAAAGCAGACGAAAUCGCGAGGACUGUCCCUCGCCCACCUCACGCGUGCGAAAGUGUGUGAGUGAACGUGAGUGUGUAGCAACGGUGUAGUAUUGUUUAGUGCAAGUAUCGGUGUAACAGUUUAACAACAGUAUGUCGGCGGUACGAGAAAUUCCAGCUGAGGACAGCAUCAAGGUUGUGUGCCGUUUUCGGCCCCUGAACGACAGCGAGGAACUGGCCGGGUCGAAGUUUGUGGUCAAGUUCCCGUCCGGGCCAGAGGAAAACUGCCUCUCGAUUGGGGGCAAAGUGUAUCUUUUCGACAAAGUAUUCAAACCGAACGCCACACAGGAGAAGGUCUAUAAUGAAGCGGCCAAAUCGAUCGUCUCGGACGUUCUGGCUGGGUACAAUGGAACGAUCUUUGCUUACGGUCAAACAUCGUCCGGUAAAACGCACACGAUGGAGGGAGUGAUCGGCGAUCCUGCCAAACAGGGCAUCAUACCACGUAUUGUGAACGACAUCUUUAACCACAUUUACGGGAUGGAAAUGAAUAUCGAGUUCCACAUCAAGGUGUCGUACUAUGAGAUCUACAUGGACAAGAUCCGUGAUCUGUUGGACGUCUCGAAAGUAAAUCUGAGCGUGCACGAGGACAAGAAUCGGGUACCGUAUGUGAAAGGAGCGACGGAGCGAUUCGUUUCAAGCCCGGAAGACGUGUUUGAGGUGAUCGAGGAGGGCAAAUCUAACCGUCACAUUGCUGUGACGAACAUGAACGAGCACUCGUCCCGCUCGCACUCCGUCUUUCUGAUCAACGUGAAGCAGGAGAACAUGGAGAACGAGAAGAAACUAUCAGGCAAGCUGUAUCUGGUUGAUUUGGCCGGUUCGGAGAAGGUGUCUAAAACGGGUGCCGAAGGUACGGUGCUAGAUGAGGCGAAAAACAUUAAUAAAUCGCUUUCGGCACUCGGGAAUGUCAUUUCCGCGCUGGCUGAUGGCAACAAGACGCACAUCCCGUACCGUGACUCGAAAUUGACACGCAUUCUCCAGGAGUCUCUUGGUGGUAAUGCGCGCACCACGAUCGUCAUUUGCUGCUCUCCGGCCAGCUUUAACGAAUCCGAAACGAAAUCGACACUGGAUUUCGGGCGCAGGGCGAAGACUGUGAAGAAUGUGGUAUGCGUGAACGAGGAACUGACUGCGGAGGAGUGGAAACGUAGAUACGAGCGGGAGAAGGAAAAGAACACCAAACUAAAACUGAAGAUCGACAAGCUGGAAGCGGAAUUGGCCCGGUGGCGCGCCGGUGAAACGGUUAAUCUUGAAGAGCAGCUCGAUUUGCAGCAGGACGCUAUGGAGGCAAGCACACCGAACGUGGAAGUGCUACUGGUACAGAACGUAGACCUACCAGUACCAGCUACACCCGGUGGUGGCGGCCUUCCGCUGUCGGUCGAGCGCGACACGUUAGAAGUGGAACGAGAGCGACUGUACCAGCAGCUGGACGAGAAGGAUGAAGAGAUCAACCAGCAGUCACAGUACGUGGAAAAACUAAAGGAGCAGAUCAUCGAUCAGGAGGAGCUGAUUGCGAACACGCGGCGAGAUUAUGAGAACUUGCAAUCGGAGAUGACGCGCAUUCAGCAGGAGAACGAGAAUGCCAAGGAAGAGGUGAAGGAGGUGCUGCAGGCGCUGGAAGAACUAGCGGUCAACUACGACCAGAAGUCACAGGAAAUCGAGUUAAAGAACAAAGAGAUCGACACGGCGAACGACGAGCUGUUGGCCAAGCAGACAACGCUCAACAGCGUGCAAUCAGAGUUGCAGCAGCUAAAAGACAUGUCGUCGCACCAGAAGAAACGGAUCAACGAGAUGCUAGCGAAUUUGCUGCGUGACUUGUCAGAAGUCGGCCAAGCGUUGGCUGCUGACCAAAACGAGAUGAAAAUGAACGUUGAAGCGUCGGCCGGCAAGGUCGAGGAGGAGUUCACCGUCGCGCGACUUUACAUCAGCAAGAUGAAAUCCGAGGCGAAGAACCUGUCGGCGCGUUGUGGCAAUCUCGAGACGCUCCAACAAGACACCUGCCGCAAAGUGGCGGAAUACGAACGGGAUCUGAGCGAGUGCCGCCUGCUGAUUUCGCAGCACGAAGCGCGCAUGAAAUCUUUGCAAGAGUCGAUCCGCGAAGCCGAAAACAAAAAGCGCACUCUGGAAGAGCAUAUCGAUGCUUUGCGUGAGGAGUGCGCCAAGCUGAAGGCUGCCGAACAGGUGUCGGCAGUGAAUGCCGAAGAGAAACAAAAAGCAGACCAACUGCGCGUGGCGUUCGAAAGCCAGAUGGAUCAGCUACGCGAUGUACACACCAAGCAGGUGUCGGCACUACGGGACGAAAUUUCUGAGAAGCAGGACAUGAUCAACGAACUGAAGGACACGAACCAGAAACUUACUCUCGCCCACCAGCAGAUGACGGCCGAUUUUGACAAGCUGAAGCAAGAGGAGCAGGAGAAGUCCACCAAGUUGCAAGCGCUCAUGCUAACUGAUGAAAGACGCGAGCAAGCACGCAAAGAUCUCAAGGGCUUAGAAGACACGGUGGCAAAGGAAUUACAGUCACUGCACGCAUUACGAAAAUUGUUUGUUUUGGACCUUCAGGCACGUAUCAAGAAGUCGUUGAACUCAGAGGACACGGAGGAUGAUGGUGGUUCGUUGGCGCAGAAACAGAAGAUUUCUUUCCUAGAGAACAAUCUCGAGCAAUUGACAAAGGUACACAAACAGCUCGUUCGGGAUAAUGCUGACUUGCGUUGCGAGUUGCCAAAGCUAGAGAAACGACUUCGUACCACAGUCGAGCGUGUAAAGGCACUAGAGACGGCACUCAAAGAGGCGAAGGAAGGUGCAAUGCGCGACCGAAAACGCUACCAGUACGAAGUGGACCGUAUCAAAGAAGCGGUUCGCCAAAAGAAUCUAGCACGUCGUGGACCGCAAGCACAAAUUGCCAAACCGAUCCGCGCUGGACAAGGGCAAUAUUUAUUUAAGAGUGGAGCAGCAGGUGCCAACGCUCCCGGUAGCACCGCUAUUACUCUAAAGGCAAUGUCAGAUGAAAAGCGAAAGUCGCAAAUCAAAGAUAUGGAUAGUUGAAUUAAUAGCUAUUACCGCUGAGCGCGUUAAGCAGCAAGUUAGCCCGGUGGCUUCACGAGAUUAGAUGAUGAUCUAAAAAACAAACGAUUAUAUGGCUUAGGGCGAAGCUCGGUCGACAACUAAUUGCCGGCGACAUGCAACAGUUCCAAACAGUUUGACACAAAACAGUUCCGCAAAAAUUUUACCAGUUCGUUGCAACAGCACAGGGAUUUUUUAGCUGCUUCAAUCCAGGCCGUAAAACUGUGAAGUUUCACAUUUUUAGAUAUAUACUUUUUUCAUCCGGAUACAAAACCACCCAUCUUUGGUAUGUAACGAUGAUAUUUGGGUGCUUGGCAACCGUUGGAGAGUAAAAGUGCACGAAAUGUGUGGAAUCCUAUUUUUUCAUCUCUGAACUGUAACGUCACAAAUAAAAACAAAAUCAUCAUAACGAAACCACAAGUAUGCAUAAUGAUAGCAUAAUAGGAGAUAACACCACACACACAAACGUUUGUUAUAAUGUACGCUAAAAAGCUGCUAUUUAGUGUAGGAGGUGUAUGAGAAAACGAUGUGAACGGAUUCGCUUGUGGGAAAAUCCCAGGGAUGUUUACAAAUGUCUCAGCGUCACCUUGCCCAACACUAUCCGCUUUUCAUCUGUAUAGUUGCUUCGCAGAUGAAAAUUAACAUAACAGUAGCACUAGCAUGAAUGCAAAACUCAGUUAAUAAAAUUGAAGCGAAGUGAAUAACGAAGAGCAGUGCGUUAGUGAACAAUAGCAGACUGGUUUGGCUUCAAAACUCACAGCGCGAAGAAUAAUACAGUGACAUACUCCUCUACGCUAAUAGCGGUAAAUGGAAUACGGCACAAGCUAAAUUUGCAAAAUUUGUCAAUCGCUAGUUGAAAAUAUGUUCAAUUGAUCAAUGGAAAUUUAGAACUGCUUCCUACACUGGAUUGCAUCACUGCUUACUUUUAAUGACCACAAAUAUAACAUUGAUGAUAAUUCAUCAAUCUGUGUAUGUGUAGGUGUUUGUUUUUUAUUUAAUUUCAUGAUUUUAUUUCAUGAUGGGAUUGAAUCAGAAAGGUUUGAUUUUGCUAGUGCUACAACACUUGUGCUUAACAGGUCUUAGAUAUUUAUUUGUCGGUUUUCGAGUACUAGAUUUUUAUUAUAAAACAAAUCUUA
Messenger RNA from Anopheles cruzii, 4300 nucleotides. It is a transcript of the gene Khc, whose product is annotated as kinesin heavy chain. Bases 204 to 3146 code for a protein of 980 amino acids. Lineage: Eukaryota; Metazoa; Arthropoda; Insecta; Diptera; Culicidae. Gene Ontology annotation, molecular function: ATP binding; microtubule motor activity; microtubule binding. Gene Ontology annotation, biological process: microtubule-based movement. The record is from RefSeq and is a predicted model, not a curated record. The transcript is spliced from 8 exons.